AUGGCUUCCUCACAUGGAGAAACUAAUCAUGUUUUGAUGGAAGAUAAAUCAUCUGCGAGAAUCAUCACGCUCAAUAGACCUAAGCAGCUCAAUGCGCUUUCAGCUGCAAUGGUGUCCCGUAUAUUGGAGAUUUUUCAUGCUUCUGCAGAGGACCCUUCUGUCAAACUAAUAAUUUUAAAGGGUAAAGGAAGAGCAUUUUGUGCUGGAGCUGAUGUUGCAGAGAUUGUUCGUCAUAUUAAUGAAGGUAACUGGAGAUUAGGUGCAAAUUUGUCGAGAGAGGAACUUACGAUGAACUAUGUGAUGGCUACAUACAGCAAACCCCAGGUUUCAAUUCUUAAUGGGAUUGUGAUGGGAGGAGGAGUCGGUGCUUCUAUACAUGGAAGAUUUCGUGUUGCUACAGAGAAUACGAUUUUUGCCAUGCCUGAAACAGCACUGGGACUUUUCCCUGACGUAGGGGCUUCCUACUUUUUAUCUAGACUCCCCGGAUUUUUCG
Messenger RNA from Striga hermonthica, 493 nucleotides. NCBI's taxonomy places the organism in Eukaryota, Viridiplantae, Streptophyta, Magnoliopsida, Lamiales, Orobanchaceae. The record is from the annotation of a GenBank genome assembly.